Molecule: messenger RNA, 14039 nt
Organism: Anthonomus grandis grandis
Lineage: Eukaryota; Metazoa; Arthropoda; Insecta; Coleoptera; Curculionidae
Gene: MFS17
Product: sialin
Exons: 11
Coding region: 537-2117 (526 amino acids)
Biological process (GO): monoatomic anion transport; transmembrane transport
Cellular component (GO): plasma membrane
Molecular function (GO): transmembrane transporter activity
Source: RefSeq, a predicted model, not a curated record
AUUUUCAAGGGUCCAGAGGCUUUAAGGAAUCUCUACCACUAUUAUUUUUUUAUAUAGUUUAAUUAUUUCUAUUGCAAUUAAUCCAUGUGACGACCAAUCAAUCCGCGGACCGCUUUAAAACUCGACCAAUGGGGAGCUUUUGAAACGUCAAGUUCGCACUUUUUCGCUUUUUAAACAUUAUAAAGCGCUUUUUUGUUAGUUUGUACGCGAUUAGGAACGAAUAAGGAGCUCGACACGUGCUUUCAUAAACAUUAAACUUAUCGUUGCUUAAUAAUUGUUGUGAUUUGUGAGUUUAUGUUUUUUUUUAAACAAUCAGUGAGCAUUUCCCCUUUGGAAUAUUCCCUUUAAAAGCUAAUCACCUGAUUUUUGACACUCCACAUAGCAGGACGCCGCCCCCCUUCCCCAUUUCCGAAUAUGAUUUGGCCAUACGAAAAACCGUAAUUUCCCGCACGCUAGUAAACCCGAAAAUUAAUUCCCUUCCUUAAUUUGAUUGAACAAAAAACGAAUCUCAGGAAUACAAAUUGUAGAGUGUGAAAAUGGAAGAGCGAGUGUAUAGUAGCGAUCUGUCUUAUCCUAAGGAAGCGAAGAAGUGCCUGAUUUAUAGAAUAUUUGGUCAAGUGCCCGCCAGGUUGGUCCUCUACCUGCUGUCGUGGUCCGGAUUCCUCGUGUCGUUCAUGAUGAGAAACGACAUCAAUCUCACCAUUGUGGCCAUGGUGGCCGAGAGACCUCACGACAACUCAUCGGUAGAAUAUUGUUUCAUCGUCGAGGAUAAUAAUAAUACAGCACCAGAGGACUACGGAGGUACACUGGAAUGGUCCACCCGCAUCCAAUCGUUCGUCUUGGCCUCCUUCUAUUGGGCGUACAUCGUUUCCCAAGUGGUGGGCGGUCUGGCCACCCAAAAGUUGGGCACCAAAAGGGUGUUCGGAUACGCCCAACUGGCCACCGCGUUGUCCAGUUUGUCCAUUCCGAUGGCCGCCGAAACCCAUUACGGUUUGGUCAUCGCCUUGAGGUGCAUCCAAGGAUUCGCUUCGGGUCUCACAUGGCCUGCCAUGUACGCUUUGGUCGGGCAUUGGAUCCCCGUGCCCGAGAGGAGUAGAUUUAUGUCUAGUUUUCAAGGUUUUAGUAUAGGAAUCGGUAUAACGUAUCCGCUUUGCGGCUUUUUAAUCGCCCACCUCGGUUGGCGCUCCGUAUUUUACACCACCGGCUCGAUCGGGGUGAUCUGGUGCCUGAUAUGGUACCUGUUGGCCUUUGAUAGUCCCGAAACGCACCCUCGAAUCAGUCUUAGAGAACAAAAGUACAUCAGGGAGAACACCGUGAAUACUUACGAGAAUUCUAGGCAGCAAAAGGUGCCAUGGAAAGCGAUAUUAACAUCAAAAGCUGCCUGGUCCAUAGGCAUCACCACCUUCGGGAGGAUUUGGGUGCACUAUACUUUUAUUAUCUCUGGACCAACUUAUAUGAAAAGAAUAUUAGGAUUUAGCAUAGAAAAGAACGGAUUGUUGUCUGGAGCCCCUUUUAUAUGUAGUUAUGUGGCUUCGGUUUUUUUCUGUUAUAUAGCUGACAAAUUAGUGACGAGGAAUUAUAUGUCCCUGACCAAUUGUAGAAAACUUAUGACGGCUCUCUCUCAAGUAGUACCCGGAGCCCUAGUACCCUUAGUUAGUUACUUAGGCUGUGAUAUCGACUUGGUCCUGGUGGUAUGGUUUAUUGCAGUUACCUUAAUUACAGCAUCUUAUGCAGGUGCAAUGGCUAACGUGGUGGACAUCGCCCCAAAUUUCGCCGGUCCAGUAUUAGCGUUUGCCCAAACGAUUCAUAUGUCUGCGAGUUUUUUGAGUCCUUUGGCGAACUUUGAGGUUUUGGGGGGUCGGGAGCACCUGAUCACCGCCUGGAGAAAGGUCUUUUAUAUUACGUGUGCAGUGGCGUGCGGCACUUAUGUGUUUUAUCAGAUGUGGGGUACCGGGGAGAUACAACCCUGGAACGACCCGCCGACGUCCGAAACCGCCCUGGAAGAAGAAGAACUGAUGACAAACAACCGUAAAAAACAGACCGUCAUUAAAAACGGCAUCCACCCAAUGACGAAUAACGUGUCAAAUGGGAUAGAAAAAGACGACAAUAUGGCUUAACGAAUUAAAGCUCUUCUUCACCACAUUUCUUUGUAGGUAAAAAAUCAAAUUUCGUUACGUGAUAGAAUAAAUAGUAAUGAUUGAUUUAAAAGAAAAAAAAACCCUAUUUCCUCAUGAUGUAUUGUGAUAAUAUAGGUUUAGGAGAAACUACUUAAACGGUUAUAGUACUUUAAAUUAUUAUAUAUAUAUAGAUAUAUUGUGUAGCGUUUAAAAAAAUUGAAAAAGUAUUUUAGAAUAGUUUAUGUAAUAAUAAUAAUAAUUACGUUAUAUUGGCAUAUACAGGUACUAACUAAACUUAGAUGUAAGAGGUUUUUACAUAGGCAUAUAACCAAAGGAUUUUCAUAUACGUGAAGGGUGUUAUUAAUUAGUGGGUGGCCUAGUUCCCAAAUUGUGUGCUAUUUCUGAGGUACCAUGAAAUAUUUUAUCCCAAUAUUAAACUUAAAAUAUACAAUAACUGUCUAGAAAAAUGACGUAAAUUAAUUAAAUACGCGAUUAUCAAGAAAUAAAAAUGUCAGGUUCAGAUGCCCGGAUAUAUAAGAAAAGAUUGCCUUGAGGAAGUCAUAAAUUAAUCGAGACACUUGUGACUUCUUUUUUCAAUAUAUUUUCUGAAAUAUAUUAAGAAAAUCUGCUAAAUGUUAAUAAUUUCAAAAUUGUAUAGGUUUCAUUUAUGAACAUUUUGUAUAAUUUUUUUAACUUUCAAUGAAUAUUUUUAUUUUGAAAAAGGUUGAAAUUGCCCAAAGAAUAUUUCGUUCCCCAAAACACGAAGUGAGGUAACUGACAUUUGCAUAAUUUUACAGGAGAGCAAAAAAACGAAAAAGGUGCCCGUCUGCGGGCUCUGUACUACACAAUAAGAUGUGUAACGCAAUACUUUUUUAAAGUUUUUCUUCUCAAUGUAUGUCUUUUUGAAUACAAACAAUAUGAAUACUAUGUUUUAAAUAUUUUUUGAGAAAAAUUAUAUUUAGAUCACUUCGUGUUUCCAAAAUAGUUCUGAUACCGAUACGACGCUAAAUGAAUAUGAUAUUAAAAUGCAAUAACAAUAUUUUAAAUAAUUUUUAUUGACAACACGCUGAAAAUAAUAAUGUAUGUUAAAACUUGAAAAACUCUUUUAUAUUUUUAAAAACAAUAUUUUUACUUUAAAUUAUAUUUAUUCAAAAAUUAAACGGCCAGAGUAACGUGCUUAAAUUUAGUAUAAUACUACUGUACUUUUUAUUGGAAAACAUCCUAUUUAUAUUUAAAAUUGAUUGCUUAAUUGGCAUAUCUCACGGUAAAUUCCAUAUUUCCAAAUAUGCUGAGUAAGUUCCGGCGGUCGUUGCUAUUGCGACCCCACGGUGUCGCAAUACCAUCGUGACUGUUACAUAAGGUCAAUAUAAUCGCAUAUAACAUGUAUAUGCUGUAUAGAAGCUCAUAAUUAACGUAAUACUUCAAGUUACAAAACAUAGUUAAAUAUUAAUUUUUAGUAAACAACUUGUGAUUUUCUUUAAAAAAAAGAAAAAUAGGAAAAACUAACUAUUUUCGUACGGAAGAUUUUCAUAAAAUGUCUUAACUUUUGGCACGAUUAUUUGGCCGAAUUAUAGGAGUUCUUCCAUUGCAGAGGGAAACCAAAUCCUUAUAUUUCCGAUAAGAAAUAUUUAUCGGUCAGGUGUACAGUGAAGUAACUUUCAUUUGAUUUUUGGUAAUACCUCUCUUUAAUUCGAUUACAUCAAUUUCGUCAAUUAGAUUGUUACAGUUUAUUUUCGUCAGAUACAUAAAGAAUAAGAAAAUAAAAUGAAUCUAAAAUGUUAGCGAAAGCAUAGCCCGAUUAUAGAACUUUAAGAGGCAAUUUCUAAGUUAUUCUGGUGCUAAAAUUAAUAAAAUAAACAGUUAUCAUUUCAGUAUUAAUUCUAUUUUUGAUAUCAAUAAUUUUCAACCAUUAUGAUGAAACUCAAAUUAUUAAUCAUAGCAUUAAUUUUUUUUAAUUGUUUUGAUUUCACUAAUGUCAGAAGUCAUAUCCUAGCCAAUAAGAUCCCAGCUCAUUCUCCUAUAUCCCUACUAAAACCAUUUUUGGCGCGAAAAUCUUUGACCUCUAGGAGUCUUGAAGAACAAGCCUUUGCCGAAGGUUGUUUCUUGGUAUUUUUGCCGAUUUUACUCCAAUGAAAAGUUGAAAACUCACCUUUUGGGUAUUUUAGUUUGUGGAUACUAAAUGCCAUACUGCAAUAGUGCAGGAUUAUAAGUGGUGUAGUUAAAUCCCAACUUUUUCAAGGUUCUUUGUUUAAGUGUCCAGUUUUGUGUUCCCGAGAAAAGGCCAAUUCCAUUGGUAAGUCCUAAUAUUUUGAUUUGGCAUCUUGGUUUAUGAUAAUCUACAUAUUACACAUGUAAUUUUAUAUAAGUAGACUCACGCAUACCUUUUAAGUUUAACCAUCAAUGCUUAUAUCUACUUACUCUAUUGGCGAUUCCUCAAUCUGGAUAUUCUUCCACUUUCAGGCUUUUUCUUUUAUCCCCCAGUAUGGUCUUUAUCCACGAUUAUAAGAGGUAGAAAUCUCCACUCAUCUACUCCAAUAACGUCCACAACAUCUACAUUGACAUUCACUGUUAAACCGAUCCACCCAGGUCUCCCAUCGCAAUCAUGCAGCCCUUUUGGAGCCAGGUUUGAUCAAUGUUUGUGACGUUUAGUGAACCAUGCAGUCAGUAAAACAACCUAACCAGUAAACCAAAGUCCUGUCAACAUUCAUUAGCUUUACUGUAGUAUAUUAGACUAAAUACUAACCUCAAAAUUACAUUGUUACCACUCUCAUCAUUAGAUUUUACUACCACACCAUUGUUUUGAAUAGUUUCAUAAUAACUAGGUACAUAUUAGUUAUUUUAUUGAAAUAGACCGUAUAUAUCUUGUAAACUGGAUAAAUAGGCCUAUUUCGAAGGUACUCAUGCGAACUUUUAGCCCCAAACAACAUAAUAUAAGAUUUUAGUGUUGAUAUAAACACUAUAUUUAGGAAGGGCAACAUAACUUGUUCUUAGAAUAAUAAGUUUGAUUAUUAAUUUUUCUUUUAAUAUAGAUUCACUUAAAACUGUCUGUUCUUCCUUGUGAGAUUUUCUUUCAGGUUUAUAGGUCCUAUAGUGCUUUUAGUAAUUUCCUGUUUUCUUGGUCAUCGGGAUUUUCUUAUCCAUCUGGGAUAAAACAGGUGGCGCUUAUAUUUUAUUGAUCUCUUGUUGAAUCCACGCCACUCUACCAAAGUGGUUAGUGCUAGUCGGCUUCCCUUUGAGAAGAUCCCCUGAGCUGUCUCUAUAGCCUAUAGUAAGUCUCCCUCCUUCCAUUGGUUCCCUUGUACCCACUUUCUAACCCUCACUCCCCAUAUCUUUACUUCCUGUUAUUCUCCAUCCCUCCAUUCAAAUUUCAUUUAAUCCAAGUAUAAUUAAAGCGAUAUUAAGGUAAUACAUUUUUAUUGAUUAAUUAUAAUUAUUAAUUCUUUAAUUUUUAAUUCUUUAUUUUUUUUAUUUUUUUUAUUUUUUUUAAUCUAACAAGAUGGCUGGUUUAAAAAAAUAUUUUGUUUGGAUGCAUGAUAUCUACCUUGAUUUCCAUUAUGUCGGUCCAGUUUACUGCUUUUCCUGAUGCACUUUUUCGGAUGGACAAGAUCCUCAAAUCCUUGGACAAAGUUUUAAAAUCCAAACAAUCAAAAAUGUCAUUGGGUAAACUUUAUAGGGCUGUUAGCGUCUUGCCAAAUUAAUAAUUGGUAGCAACUGGGCUGGUUCAAAAACAUCUCCCGCUUUCCCAAUUGCAUGAGAAAUACUGCUGUGAGCCGAAUUUCCUUCAUUUUGCCCAUGGUUCGUAACAAAAAAUCUUAGCGAUAUCUCCAUAAGCUGGGGAAAAACAUUCAAAGCGUACAAAAGCAUUGCAACCACAACUUUUACCUUGGUUACAGUAUUCCUCCAAAACUUUAAAAAUACAAGUGGCAAUUUCUGAUGAUCCUCUUUUACCGGCUGCUUCGUGCCACACGAAACAAUGGCAAUCUUUACUGGCUAAGUUAUAAAGAGUAAAAUUAAAGUUGGAUAAUCUACUCUUAUAAAAUAGAGCGCUCUCUUUGCUGAUUGGUAAGUAGAUUGUAACGUGUUUUUGGAGGUUGAGGCGGAGGUGAAUUAUACGACUGCUUUGAAGGCGGAAUGACAACUGCUUUAUUUUAUGAAAAUGGCGUUUUAUAUAUACAUGACAAAUGACAUAUGCUACUUGUCAAUCUGUAUUGACAUAUCGAUUAAGGCUCUUGUACAUAAACGACUAUGAAGUAUACAUCACAUCCCCCUUAUUGGCCCAAAUAAAAUGCUAUAUCACAACUUGCUUUUUUCCAUCAUUUCUAUCACAGUUCAAACCUAUUAUUAAAUACAUAGCCUAUAUUUUAAUACCCUACAAGUCUCUUAACAUAUACACAGCCUCAUUAACCUAAUUGUAUGUACAACACAAUUCUUUUAUCUAUAUAUAUAAAAUAUAUCUUCUCUAUAUAAAAAUCAUAACCAUUUAACUAUAUAUUUUAUAAUAUACCUAUGUAAUUAGCAUAUGCCAAACAAAUUCAGAACAUUACUUAUUAUACAAUAUUCAAUUUAAAAACUUUUUAUUUAUAGAUUAUGUAACCAUCAAACUUUGAGUUUCUCUUAAUAUUUCGACCAGAUUUAGAUGUUGACGGGAGAAUGUCAGUAUUUGUAAAAUCUGAAUCUGCAUGUGCAUUAGAGUUUAAUUGAGUGCUGUUUGCAUCACUCUCAUUUUGUAAUAAUUCCGUAAUAUUCUCAGUUGGUUGAUAACAUGUAUUAUCCACCACUGACUCAGUUGACUCGAAACUACUCGUACUUGAAUUUAAAUCCUCUAUACUCAUUCUGUCAUCUCUCAUCUGAUCUAUCUCUUCCCUGUCAACAUGUAAAUUUUCCUUACUUAAACCUAAAUACAUAUAUUCUUGAGUUCCACACAAAGAUACGUCACUUUCUGUAAACACAAAAUUAUCAUAGUUCAACGUUGCCCUUCAGUUUUGUCGGGUUUCUAAAUUUUUUUAAAAAUGUUCUAUUUCUGACUAAAGUUGAGCCAUCCUCUGUACAGGUCUUAUAGGAUCUAAAUCCUAAUAUGUCAAUAAUAGUACCCCUUUUCCAAACUUGAGAUAACUCUCCUUUAUACAAAAUUUCGUCAUUUACUGCCAAAUCUGACAAAGUUUUCACCCCUUUCUUGUCAAAAUUCUUUUUUUGUUGUAUUUUAUUAUGAUCCAGAUACUCAUUAUACUUUUUAAUGUCAAGAUUAGGUUUCACAUUGUAAAGUUUAGGCAGCAAAUCCCUGAGAGACCUACCCAUUAAAAUAUGUGCUGGCGAUUAUGUAUUGGCGUGUUGUGUAAAUCUAAAAGAGCUAAGUAGGGAUCUCUAUUUUCACGUUUACAUUUUUUUAACAUGUUUUUGACAGUGCCUAUUGUUCUUUCUACUUGUCCAUUGGACUGAGGAUACCUGGGAGAUGAAAUUAUAUGUGAAAACUGCAAUUUUUGUGAAAAAUCUUUAAAUUCAUUGCUGUUAAAUUCAGGUCCUCCAUCUGUGCAUAUAACCACAGGAAUACCAUGUCUUGAAAAAAUUGAUUUUAAUUGCAAAAUUACAUUUUUACUUGUUAGAUCCCCACUUAGAUUCACCAGCUCCACAAAUUUGGAAUAAUAAUCUAGAGUAAGCAAAUAUGCCUGACCAUCUAAAUGAAAAAUGUCACAUACAACUUUUUGCCAAGGUAUUUUCGGAAUAUCAUGGGGACUCAAUGGUUCUGACUGAUUGUUUUUACUAUAAAUUUGACAUGUUGCGGAAGACAACACCACGUCCUGGCUCUGCCUAUUCAUAAAAGGCCAAUAAAAAGAUAAAUUUGCCCUUUGAAUACAUCUGUUGACCCCCGUGUGUGAAUUUGAAUGUAAUUUAUUUAAAAUAUCUAGUCUGCAAGCCAAAGGUACUAUUAGUUUAUGUCCCUUGUAUAUUAAAUUAUUUAUGUAUGAUAAUUCCGAUGUUAUUUUAUAAAAAACUUUUAGGUUCUCUUGUACUUCCCUUAUUUUAUUAGGACAACCCUCUAGAAUAUAGGUUUUUAGCUGCUGUAAAUCUGGAUCAGAGUUUGUGUGUUUAGCAAGCUCUGCUAUUUUUUCAUCUGUUGCAUCCAGAAAAUGUUUCACGAUACAUAUUUGAGCUUCUACUUCUAGUUCUUGAUUUUCAUUAAAAUAUUUGUUUUCAUACGCUCGACUUAAAGUAUCUGCAAUAACUAAUUUUUUGCCAGGUUUAUAAAUUAAAGUAAACUUAAAUUUUCUUAACUGUAAAACCAUUCUCUGCAAUCUCGGUGGACAUGAACUUAUUGGUUUUUUAAAAAUAUGUAUUAAUGGAGAAUGAUCCGUUUCAACAGUAAAAUUAGCUAACCCGUAAACAUAUUGAAAAAACUUUUCACAACCAAACCAUACAGCCAAACAUUCCUUCUCAAUUUGUGAGUAAUUCCUUUGUGUCUCCGUCAAAGCUCUGGAUGCAUGAGCACAGGCCACUGCAUCCUGCAAUAGGGUGGCACCCAUACCAUCUUUCGAAGCAUCCACUGAUAUGACUACCGGCUUUCUAGGCUCAAAAAAUUUAAGACACGGAGCUACAAAGAAUGUCUUUAAGAUUUUGAAAUGCUAACUGGUGACCAUUUUCCCACACAAAUUGCACAUUUUUUUUUAACAGCUCUCUCAACAUAGUUGUUUUUUCUGAAAGAUUUUUGACAAAACGACCCAGAUAUGUAACCAUGCCCAGAAAACGCUGCACACCCUGGACAUCCUGAGGCCUUGGCAUAUUUUUUAUGGCUUCAACCUUCGAUUCAUCUGGAGUGAUACCCUGGAUGGAAAUUUUGUGUCCUAAAUAUGUCACCUCAUUCAUACAAAAUUUGCACUUUUCUUUAUUGAACCUAACAUUAUGUUUUUUGGCCCUUUCAAACACUUUUUUUAAGAUUUUUAAAUGAGAUUCAUAUGUGUCACUAUAAACCAAGAUGUCGUCAUAAUAGACUCCACAACCUGAAAUAUCUGAAAAAAUGGCUGUCAUCUUUUUCUGGAAAACCUGAGGAGCACAAGAUAAACCAAAAGGCAUUCUCAAAUAUCGAUAUUUGCCUAAAUUUCCCACACUGAAAGUACAGAUCUGCGAAGAUUCUUUGUCCAGUUGUAUCAUUGAAAAUCCCUGAGUAGCAUCCAGUGUUGAGAAACAUUUACAAUUGCUCAGCUUCGAUGUUAAUUCCUCUACCGUUGGAAUAUGUCAAAAAAAUUUUGUUUUAGUUGAGCAUUUAAAGCUUUAGGGUCUAAACAAAUACGCAAAGUAUCAUCUUUUUUUUUAACUAUGACAAUCGGAUUUAACCACUCCGAACUCUCAUUACUUUUUUCUAUAAUCUUGUUUUGCUCUAGGUUCUUUAAAGUAAGCUUUAAUUUAUUUUCUAGUGCAAAAGGAACUUUACGGGGGGGUACUACAACUGGUUGAUAAUUUUCUUUUAAAUCUAUGUGAAAUUCAUUUUCUAAACACCCUAUACCAUGAAAUAAAAACUCAUAAUCUUUCAUUAUUGCCUCAAAAGACUGACUCUCACUAUCAACUGAAUCUAUUUUUUUAAUCAGACCCAAAUCUACACAGCUUUUUAAACCCAAAAUCGCUUUACCCCUUUGACUAACCACAUAAAAAGGUAUAAGUACCUUUUUAUUUUUAACAGAACAAUUUAACUUACAGCUUCCAAUUAUUGGCAAACUAUUAUCAGUAUAAGAAAUUAGUAUUACCUUCGUUUUUUCUAAAUUCUCAAAUUCAAAUCCUAUCUUAUGCAGAAUUUCUACAGGCAUGAUGUUGGCCAUCGCCCCAUUGUCGAGUGUAAACUCGAAAAGCUGUCCACUGAUGUUCACCGGUGUAGUCCAUGAGCCCCCAUGUAUCUCGUUGACCUGGCCUUCGAUUGCACUGACAGUCCCUAUGAAUAAAAUCUCAUCAGCGCUACGAUUUAUCUCAUUCUGAUCAUCAAAAGUGAAAUUUUUUUAUUUUUAUUUUUAAAAUUAUUACAUUUCUCGCUAUACUUAUUAUAGCUUCUAUGGGUACUACUAUUCCUAUUUGAAACCCGAUUCACCUUAUUUGAUUUAUAGUUGCCUCCAGUUUGUCCUCGUCCUCUUGCCUCAGCUUUAUUGCACAACGCUGCAAAAUGGUUUGCCCCUCCACAUGCUCCACAAUGCUUCCCGAAUGCUGGACACCUUCCAUAGCUGUGGCGGUUGCCACACUUUCCACAUUUGUUCUGCGGGUACUUCUUGACCAAGUUUACCAUAGGCGAGACUUCAGGCGUCCCCGAGUAGGUCCCAUGUCCAAUGGCAAUCUCCCGGCCAUGCUCCUUACACUUCUGAGCAUUGACGCAAUACUGCACUACUUCUUCCAGCGUCUUCAGGUCAGCUUCCUCCAGGAGUCUCUCUCUCUGCGAGUGUGAUUUUAUGCCACAAGAAUUUGCCAGAUUUUUUAGCUCUGUUGAAAAAUUUUCAAUAGUCUGUGAGUCUUUUUGUUUGCAGGUAAACAAUUUAUGUCUAACGUAGGUAAGAUUCUUCUUAGGAUAAAAAUACUGAUCAAAUUUCUCAAUUAAAGGGUCUAGCUUAUCUUUUUCAGCUUCAGUAAAUGAAAAUGUGUCAAAAAUUCGAAUCCCUUCCUCUCCAAUUAAGGUUAAAAGUUGGGCGCAUUGUGUUACCUGCUCUUUUUUCGUAAUUUCUGUGGCCUUCAGGUAGGUGAUGAACCGCUGUUUCCAAAAACUCCAGUUUUCCGCGACGUUUCCCGAAAACUUCAUGGGCGGCACCCCGCGGAAAUCCAUGGUCUUGACGAUUGUAGCAGAAAAAGUUCAAAAUCUAGCAGGAUUUCUUCAAUAUUUUAAGAUUUUCUUCAAUAUUUCGUGUUUUCCGACUGCGCCAUGUAACGUGUUGUUGAGGGUUGAGGCGGAGGUGAAUUAUACGACUGCUUUGAAGGCGGAAUGACAACUGCUUUAUUUUAUGAAAAUGGCGUUACUUGUCAAUCUGUAUUGACAUAUCGAUUAAGGCUCUUGUACAUAAACGACUAUAAAGUAUACAUCACAUAGAUAACUUGCUGAAGGUCGAAAACCCUACAUAGAGUUGUUUUGUCAGUAGUUGAGACUUCUUUAAAUUCUUUCUUUAAUGCUCUAACCUUGGAUUUUUCCUUAAUGUGAUUUUCAAAGACUUGUUUUAACUCUUCUUGUACUUUUUCAUUUCCUUCCCUAAAUGAUGCGCACAACGAACAUUGGUCUUUCUUCGCAUGAUGAAAAAAGAGAUUUUAUUUUCGAGAGGGUUUAUUUUGGAUAUUUUAAAGUUGUAGAUCUUCAAUGAACAUGUCGUGCAUCUUUUGUAAUGUUAAGUCUGGAUGAAGGUACAAACGCGAAGAUUUUUCGCAGCAAUAAUGUGACUCCAUCUUCGGGUAUCUUUCAAUAUGGACACUUAUUUUUUUUUCAUUUCCUCUUCUCUUUGGCGACCGCCCCUUUUUUCUUUUUCUACGAUUCCUACUUCACUAGUUUUACAAAGCGCUGUUCGAACUGAACGUUCAGAGAUUCCCAGAGUAUUAAAAAAAAAAAAAAUUACAAACAGGUAAACGAUUAUAACCAAUUGUAAAAAAAUACUUUAAAGUAUAACUUCGUCGAGAUUCUGUCUUCACCGUUUUUCGAUUGACUUUUUGUUUCGUAACGUGAUUUAUUAAAAAAUCACGUUGCCUUGUAAGGUUAGCCAAAAGGUAAUAACUAUCAAACAGGCGUUUUCUUUCUUCUUCGUCUAUUAAUGGCAUUUUUUGCCAUUCUUUAAACACUUUUCGGAUCGACAUCGUGGUUUUAUAACCUUAGCAGGAAUGUUUUCCUUAUAAGGGCUUAAGUAUUCUUCACCAGAGUCCUUCAAUCUUUUGGCCUCUUUCUGUUUGUUAAUUUUUUAAAUUUUCAUUUCAUGGUUUUCCUUUUCAUUCCCGUCAACUAAAAAAUCUUCAGGCUGGGCUGCACUUAUUGACUUAUCGGCGUCGCCUUGUUCCAGGUCUUGUAGAUUGCCGAUUUCGUCGAUUUCAGCUGUUAUAUGAGCUGUUUUAUGACCAAAACGUAAACAGUCAUCCGGGUCUUCUAUAAAAUGUUCGUAACACAAAAGAAUGCUGCAAAUGUGGCAUGCACUGAAAACUUCUGCUUUGCAUCUUCUAGCUAAGACUAGAGAAGAUACAAUUUUUCAAAUUUUAAAAAUUUGUCAAAAUGUUCUCUGGACUUUUGGAAUAAAUACCUAUUUCAGCAUUUUUUAAAAAAAUAUGUACAAAAUAUUAAGCAAAAAAGUCUUUUUUCGAAAAAUUUUGUUUUUUCUUUAAAUUGUACUAAACAUCCAUAACCUCAAAACUGGGCAAGAUAUAAUUUUGAAAAUUUGUACAAAUAUUCUUUGGACAAUUUGACUAGAUAACUAUUUCACCAAUUUUAAAAAUAUGUGCAAAGCAUCAAAAAAAAACUGUACAAAUAUUCUUUGAACAAUUUGACUAGAUACUUAUAUCACUAUUUUUUAAAAAUGUACGAAGCACAAAAAAAAUUAUAAAAUUUCCAAAAAAGUACAAUAUUUUUGUACUUGUACUAUGCAAUUAUUCAAGAGUGCUCUAGACUAUUUGAGUUGUUACCUAUUUCAGCAUUUUUCAAAACAUGUACAAAAUAUUAGACAAAAAAAAAUCGAAAUGUACUAAACAUCGAUGACUUCAAAACCUGGCAAGAAACAAUUUUGAAAGUUUGUACAAAUAUUUUUUGGAUAAUUUGACUACAUACUUAUUUCAUUAUUUUUUUAAAAUAAGACAAAACAUCAAAAAAUUAAUACAUUUAAAAAAAAAUAAAAUAUAAAAAUAAAUUGUUAUAUCCAUAACUUUAAGCCCGGACUAGAUGCAAUUUUGAAAAUCUAUAGAAAUAUUAUUUUCACCAUUUGAGUGGAUGCCUAUUCCAGUAUUUAUUAAAAUAAGUAUAAAAUAAUUAAAAAAAAAUCCUGUUUUUUUAAUUGUACAAGUUGUCUAUAAGUGGACAUAAUACAAUUUUAAAAAUUUGUACACAUAGUCUUUGGACAAUUUGAGUAGAUACCUAUUUCACCAUUUUUCAAAAUUGUACAAAACAUCAAAAAAUCAAUUUGUGAAGAAGUGGAGAUUAGUCCUAGAUUGGACCACAUAGAAUUUUGAAAAUGUGUACAAAUAUUCUUUGAAUGAUUUGAGUAGACACUUAUUUUAGCAUUUUAUAAAAUAUGGACAAAAUAUUUUAAAAAAAUAAAAAAUUACAAUUUUUUCUUAAUAAAUUGUAUAGAAAGUCCAUCCCCAAACCCAACCCCAAAACUAGAUCUCAUAAAAAUGUGAAAUUUAUACAAAUAUAUUCUUUGGACAAUUUGACUGGAUACCAUAAAUUUUUCAGAAACCAAUUGCCAUAAUGUAACUGGACACCUUGUAUACUUUUAAAACCACUGGUUAUAUGUCUAUGCAUUAUUAUUUUUAAAUGCCAUAUUAGGGUAUGUGCACAAUUUCUCUUAGUACUACCACUCAAUUCAAGGUACGUAGCUCCCAAAGAUUUUUUAUUAUUUUUCUUGACAAUCAUCGUCACACAUUCUUUCACGGAAUAAAAUGCAUUCCUUCUUAUUUAUAGUGUUUGUCGAGAAAAGUCUAGUAUUUCGAAUUGUACUAAAUGUUUUUGCGGGUGUAUGUGCGUAACUUGCCACAGUUUUUGUUAAGGUCCACAGAAACAGAUUUUACUAGAAUACAUAAACAAAUCGCCGAUUCUUGAUAGCAACGUUAUUUAGAACAAGUUUAGAUAUUUUAAUGCUUUGCCGGCUUUGGAAGGAUUAAUUAUUGUUAAAUCAAAAUACCUAUUACAAUUUAUUUAUUGUAGAAUGAGGUUAGUUGGUCAAACGGCUUCAAGAAUUUGGUGUUAAAUAUAUACAUAGAGAUAUUUUUUUUAACACA